Dromaius novaehollandiae (emu) is the source of this 2467-nucleotide messenger RNA. It is a transcript of the gene HMG20B, whose product is annotated as high mobility group 20B. Gene Ontology annotation, cellular component: nucleus. Gene Ontology annotation, biological process: regulation of gene expression. The transcript is spliced from 10 exons. Bases 184 to 1143 code for a protein of 319 amino acids. The record is from RefSeq and is a predicted model, not a curated record. NCBI's taxonomy places the organism in Eukaryota, Metazoa, Chordata, Aves, Casuariiformes, Dromaiidae.
CGGCCGCAGCCGGCCGAGCGGUCGACCUCGUAGCCGAGCAGCGGCGUGCAGAGCCCGUCGGCCACCUGCCCGGCCAGCAGCAGCCCGCCGGCCAGCGCGUGGCUGUAGCGCAGCACGGCGUGCAGGUAGAGCAGCAGGGGUCCUGACCGGAGCGGCGUUGGCGUUGGUCUGCGGGAGCUGCCCAUGGCCCACAGCACGAAGCAGCUGGCUGCAGGGAUGCUACACACCACAGGCAAAGCUCAGCAUGGCAACUUCCUGGUGGCCAUCAAGCAGGAGAAGGGGGAGGUGGCCCGGACGAGCAGCGAGAAGCCACACGGCGAGGAGGAGCCGGUGAAGAAGAGGGGCUGGCCCAAGGGGAAGAAGAGGAAGAAGAUCCUUCCCAAUGGCCCCAAAGCCCCUGUGACUGGCUACGUCCGCUUCCUGAACGAACGGCGCGAGCAGAUCCGCACGCAGCAUCCUGACCUGCCCUUCCCAGAGAUCACCAAGAUGCUGGGGGCUGAGUGGAGCAAGCUGCAGCUCUCAGAGAAACAGCGGUACCUGGAUGAAGCGGAGCGGGAGAAGCAGCAGUACAUGAAGGAGCUGCGGGAAUACCAGCAAUCAGAGGCCUACAAGAUGUGCACGGAGAAGAUCCAGGAGAAGAAGAUCAAAAAAGAGGAUGCUGGCUCCGCAGCAGUGAACACCCUGCUGAAUGGGCACCCACAGAAGGCUGGUGAGUGCGGUGACACCUUCUCCACCUUUGAUGUCCCCAUCUUCACGGAGGAGUUUUUGGACCAGAAUAAAGCACGGGAGGCCGAGCUGCGGCGCCUGCGGAAGAUGAACACAGAGUUUGAGGAGCAGAAUGCUAUCCUGCAGAAGCACACGGAGAGCAUGAACUGUGCCAAGGAGAAGCUGGAGCAGGAGCUGGCCCAGGAGGAGAGGCAGACCCUGGCCUUGCAGCAGCAGCUCCAGUCUGUGCGGCAGGCCCUGACCACCAGCUUUGCCUCUCUCCCCAUCCCUGGCACUGGGGAGACCCCCACACUGAGCACUCUGGAUUUCUACAUGGCCAAACUGCACAGUGCCAUCGAGAGCAACCCGCUGCAGCACGAGAAACUGGUGGUUCGCAUCAAGGAGAUCCUGUCCCGGAUAGCCAGUGAACACUUAUGAAGAGGACCAAUCCCUCCCAGAGCCUGGGGCCGGCCGGACCCCGGCCCUGUCCCUUGGAGCUCCCUCAAGGGACAGUCUCUGCUGGGGGUCCGGCUGCUUUCCCCGCCACCCUGCACACAUCUUGCUGGAGAAGUGACUGGGUGACUCCUCCCGGCCUCAGUCCGGUUGGGCCCUCUGGGUGCAGCGUCUCCGAGGACCUUGAGCUGCCAAGGACCAAGCAGCGGCGUGGCCAAGAGAUCCAAGCUGGUGUGGUGCCGGGCGAGGAGAUGGUCUGCGGUGGGCGCAAGCAGCCUCUCUCUGCUCUGCCGUGAGCUGCCCAGCUCCUGCAGCCUUGGCUGGGCAUUGCCUGGCAGCUCUCGCUCACCAAACCAGAGACUCCCCAAAGGGGGUCUGAUGCCGAAUGAGGCACCAUGGCCUGUGCCUUACAGGCCUGGGAGUAAAUUGGCCUCUUUAAAGGUGACUGUCAGGGGCUGCUUGGCAGCUAUAAUAGGCCUUUAAGGAAAAAGAGGGAGUUAAAACCCAGCCCUUCCUUUAGAGCCUCAUCUCUCCCUGUUAGUAGGGAUGUGACCUCAUUUUAAAGCAGCCUUUCAAAGUGUUUGACUUGAGACUCCUGUCCCUUUGCCCUGUCCCUCACUAAGUGAGCCCUGGAUGAGGGACGCUGUGCGUGGUGGGGGACAGCAGCGUGCCCUGGGGAGCGCCCCAGGAGCAGCCGGGGCAUCCUAGCCCAGCCCCUGCCAGUUAAUCGGUUUGGGAACCCUCUUGGAGCUGUGGUUGGGUGAGCUGGCAGGUUUCCUUCCUGGCCACAUCUCGCUUUAUUUAAUCUUCCCGGUUCCCUUCACUGCUCCCCAGCAGGUGCCUUCAGCCCCGCUGCCCCCACAUGCCCCUUCGCCCAUCUCACCCUGCCUCGGAGCCCCCGGCUGCCUCCCACUCUUGGCCUCCCCAUUCCCUGUGCUGCAGGGGUGGAACAGGGACCAACCCCUUCCUCCUGGCACCGGGGCAGCCUGCGGGGUGGCUUGCUGGGACCUCAGGUCAAUCCUGCAUCGUGGGACCACUGUGAUGGCAGCCGUGUCCUCACGGUGCUGUACUGGGGUUGGACAUCCCCACGGCUGCCUGUCACUAAUCUCAGAUUGUAUAAUUAGAGUGUCUUAUUUUCUUACUAGCACUAUGUGGAUCCAGCCCUGGGUAUAACCCAGGGGCUGGUGUGUGGCCACCCGUCUCUUGCGUGCAAGGUCGAUGCUCUGUAGAUAAGUCUCCUGGUUGCCAUCUCCUGGUGGCCGCUUGGCUUACGAUGGAGAUGGGAGCAAAUAAAUAUGGGAGAAACAAA